Messenger RNA from Salvelinus sp. IW2-2015, 5345 nucleotides. Its product is annotated as zinc finger and BTB domain-containing protein 34-like. The record is from RefSeq and is a predicted model, not a curated record. NCBI's taxonomy places the organism in Eukaryota, Metazoa, Chordata, Actinopteri, Salmoniformes, Salmonidae. Gene Ontology annotation, molecular function: RNA polymerase II cis-regulatory region sequence-specific DNA binding; protein binding; DNA-binding transcription factor activity, RNA polymerase II-specific. Gene Ontology annotation, biological process: regulation of transcription by RNA polymerase II.
UUACUGACUUGACAGGUUAAAUAAAGGUAACAUAAAAAAGUAUCGCUUGUUAAAAAAUGGUAUAGAUAUAAGAAUAGGAUAUGCUACAAAUUUGUCACCAUAAAAAAAACGUACCUAGCAGGUAUUUGAUGCAGUAGGCUGUGUAGGUACGGGAUAAUAAUAAUGACGACAGAACCCCGUAAGUUUUAUAGGCAUCUUUGUUUUAUUUUGGUUAUUAAUCUAGCUAUCGAUACUAGCAGAUUCAGACCAGAGGAAAAGGCGAAGCAACAGGGACAACUGGGCCAGCAGAUGGCGGUGUUUUGUUUCUUUCGCUCACCAAGCGAUGAUUUUUUGUAUGGAGGUCAAUAGCUAGGUUUCCAUCCAAUUGGCGAAAGAUUUUCAUGCGAAUGUUUUAAAAUCUGCAUAAAACAAUAUGCGCAUUUUUCCACCAGAGAUGUGUUUCCAUCAAACUGACUUAUUGUGGACACAAGUAUGUGCAUGAUGACGUAGUGCACAUAAAAAUAACAUUUGCUGUUAAAUUCCAAUGUACAAAUGAAACAUGCAAGUUAAAUGGGUUUGCAUUGCAUUUUCAACGCUACUGGUGGUCUCACAAAAACUUUUGCGUUAUAUAGCCAACGUGCGCUCUAGCUAAAUGGUCGCUGAUACAGUACGGGUAGGCUACCUACACUAUGAGAUUAUGGAUAAGAGCGAGCGAUAUUAUUUUAUUUGUCAAACGGCAGCCAAGCAUCAAUCAUCAUGUCACCAGAAUAUGACCCUCUAUAUUUAACGGAGCAUCCUGCUCGUCAACUGCAAUUUCAACACCAUGUGAAGGUCGUCAGAAUUUAUUUCAACUGUAAACUAGUGUAAUAGACUGCAUGGUUUCCCGAGUCGUAGUGGAAGGACCACACAACAUAUCAUCGUUGACUCCAAGUUUUCUUCAAUAUGAUGGUUAUUAUGUCAACAUUUGCACAUAAAACCGUUUCCACCGACAUUUAUCGCAUAAUUUCUUGAACAGACACAAACAUAUCCCACCUUGUCUAGUGUACGUUGUUUUGUCGACAUUUGGAAAGUUUACCGAAAAAUGUAAUUAUAUUUUUUAUCUGACAUGUACUUUACUCGCAUAAAAAGUUUCAACGCAAACCUGGUUAAUGAGAGUGUUUAAUUUGGUCAACAUAAAAAUGAAUGGCUCAUUUGCUACGUGAGGUCUUUUUGAUCGAAUAGAAGUGUUACGAAUGUACUGAUCUAAGUAGGACACGUGACAUCCCGGCAAUGUUGAGGAAAAAACACUAUACCGGAGUUGUCUCGCGAUGGCUAUGCAUAUUCAUGGUAUGAGGCUAGCGUAAUGAAGAGUGUAGUCAUAUAUAUUUUUUUUUUGAACCUUUAUUUAACUAGGCAAGUCACUUAAGACCAAUUUUCUUGUUUACAAUUACGCUUUCCCCGGCCCAACCCUCCCCUAACACGGACGGACGACGCUGGGCCAAUUGUGCGCUGCCCUUUGGGACCCCAGUUCACGGCGGAUUGUGAUACAGCCCGGGAUCGAACCAGGGUCUGUAGUGACGCCUCUAGCACUGCGCCACUCGGGAGAAGAAACAAAAAUACAGUGACUCAUGUUAGAAAUGGGGUCAAACAUUUUACAUUUGAGGUUGGACGGAUAAACAGUAUCAUAAUUUUAGAAAUAUAAUAUUGGAGAGGUAUUGGAAUGUUCGAAAUGAACUGCCGAUAUCACAGCAUUGCUGGAUAUUUGUUCUUGAAUACUUUGUGCAACAUAUCAAUUGAAUUGUCACUAUCAGGACGGUUCUAUGUGACAACCAUGAGACGGAAAAAUAGGGUCCAAUCGACACAUUCUAUUUAUAUCAUCAAAUUGCUAGGCUCUGGGCAGGGCGUUGUUGGGCUGAUAGGCACUGGGCACGAUGUAGUUGGUAGCCAUGGCGAGGAUUGGAGCUCCGGUGGGGACACCAGGGAAACGGCCGCUAGAACCAGCGAUGUCGAUGUAAGGCAGAGGAGUGCCAGAGUCCACACCGUACUUGUUCAGCCCAGAGGCCAUGAUGAGGAAGGCAGCGGGGGUCUGAUGUCCGCGGGGUGUAGCAGAGGAUGUCAGGUUGUUGCUUUGCAGAAUAUCCUCAUACUCAGACUUCCCCUUAUAGAAGUCAUAGUCCUCACGCAAGAUGUGUUUUUUUAACCUUUAUUCAACUAGGAAAAUCAGUUAAGAACAAAUUCUUAUUUACACUUACGGCCAAACCCGGACGACGCUGGGCCAAUUGUGCGACGCCCUAUGGGACUGCCAAUCACGGCCGGAUGUGAUGCUGCCUGGUUUCGAACAGAGAACCUCCCCGCUUUCUGCCACUGAUGGGCAUUGCCAGAGCGAUGGGCAGCACCGUUGUCCAUGAUGAUAGAGUAGUUGGGUCCCAUGGCAUGUCCUGUCAGAGUGGCGAUGGUAAACAGCUCAGGAGACACCUCACGUACCGCCUUCUCUCUCAUCUCACAAAACAGGUCGACCAUCACCAUGCGUCCAUCAGCGUCUGUGUUCCCUACAUGGACCCUGCGACUCGCACCGGACACCACCAACUAGGUAGCAGCCCAUAGCAUCUCUCGCCAUUGAAUACAAGCGGUUGACGUCAAUAACCCUCAUCGAAUAUUCAAAAAUAAUUACAAUAAUGCAAAGAAAGAAUAGGCGGGAGCUUGACAGCCCGCGGUGCCGCUUUGUGGACAACGACUCCGAUUGUUAGGGCGGAGGGACAUGCAUCUUGCCAUUAUAUCCAUACUAUUUGGUAUCUCGUCAUUAUAUCCAAAUCUCUGCCCAGACAGAAUCAUUGGCAGGUCGGGCUCGAAACAUAAUACACUUCCGGUUGCAUAAAAAAAUUGCAGCUACUGACACAGCUGGAGUGGGGGAGGCCUUCCACUAGUGAAAGCGAGCUACUGGGGGGAAUGGGCGACGUUUGAUCGGGAAAAGGUUGUCUACAAACUGGUUAGCCAUAUCCAAGAGAUGGAUAACGGCAGCGCCUACAUAGAGUUUGACGUGCCAGAGUUCAGCAACACCGUCCUCAACCAGCUCAACGACUUGCGUCUGCAGGGGAAGCUAUGUGACAUUAUCGUUCACAUCCAGGGCCAGCCGUUCCGMGCCCACAAGGCCGUGCUGGCGGCCAGCUCYCCGUACUUCCGCGACCACUCYGCCCUGGGKACCAUGAGCGGCCUGUCCAUCUCCGUCAUCAAGAACCCUGAGGUGUUUGAGCAGCUGCUGGCCUUCUGCUACACUGGCCGCAUGUCCCUGCAGCUCAAGGAUGUCGUCAGCUUCCUCACAGCAGCCAGCUUCCUGCAGAUGCAGGCCGUCAUCGACAAGUGCACCCAGAUCCUGGAGGGAAUCCACUCCAAGAUCAGCAGCGCCACCAGCCCAGACGAGGGCUCCCAGGCCAGCCGCAACGGUGUUAAAGACAGCAGCCUCUUCAUCAACCCCACACAGAUCUCUCCCCCGUACUACUCCAGACUCAGCAUAGAGGCCCGCUCUGAGCUAGCAGCAGGGAAAGGCCAUGGCAGGGCGCGGCACCAGGAGGAGGGCCAGUCAGACCGCCGCAGCAGUGACGGUGUGUCAGAGCAGGAGGCAGCCACGGAGGGAGAGACUGAGCAGGUGGAGCUGAUUGGGAAGGACGGCCAGGUGACAGACGUGCAUGUGAAGUUGGAAAAGACGGACCGGCCCAGCUACUCCGACAGCUCCUCGGCAGGCGACGAUGGCUACCACACAGAGCUGGUGGAUGGAGAGCAGGUGCUGGCUGUCAGUGUUGGCUCCUACGGUCCCGUCAUCCAGCCAGCCGGCUACACUUACUCAGGCCUGUCGUCCCCCUGCUUUGUGAGCCUCAGCAGCUCCAGCCCCUCCCGCUCCAUGCUCAGUGGCUUCAGGGGCGGCCGGGCCAGAGCCAAGCGCCCCCCUGUAGCCGUCCCAGCAGAGGUCCUGAGUCAGAUCAAACCAGGAAACGCAGAGGACAGCAGCGAAGCAGUGUUGGGUCAAGCAGGCUUUGAGAAUGACGUCCAGGAACGGAGCCUGCGCAGCCAGUGGUAUCCCUACAAUGAGAGGCUCCUCUGCAUCUACUGCGGCAAGUCCUUCAAUCAGAAGGGCAGCCUGGACCGCCACAUGCGCCUGCACAUGGGAAUCACACCCUUCGUCUGCAAGUUCUGCGGCAAGAAGUACACUCGCAAGGACCAGCUGGAGUACCACAUCCGCGGCCACACGGACAACAAGCCCUUCCACUGUCAGAUCUGUGGCAAGUGCUUCCCUUUCCAGGGAACCCUCAACCAGCACUUGAGGAAGAAGCACUUGGGGGCCACAGAGGGCACCAAUCACAUGGACUCUCCAGAGAGGACGGAGGGGAGCUCUGGUCAGAAAGACCCAGAGGAUGCCUCUGAGGGGAUGGCCUUUGAGACGCAGUAUGCUGAGGAGGCUCCGGCCACCGACAUGGAGGAGAGCUCAAAGUGUAGCCCUGAGGAAGCCCAGGUGUCCAGGUGUGAUUUUUAGGCCCCUGUUCUGGUUGAGGAAGCUUUAACAUGUUUUCAAUUAUUWUUUUWUUUUUUUAUGUUUAGGAUUUCUUUUGGAAGCGGCUCCUUCAAAUGUUGAACCUACCUUGUACUUCCAGGUUUUCCGCCUGUCCAUUUUAGUGAAAGUAGAAACAUAGAAUAAGAAAAGAAAAGGGUGCUUUUUAAAAACCAGAUUAUUUCAAAAGGAAGGAGAAUCAACUUGCUAUUGAUAAGGUGGCCUCAAUAAUCAAGGCCUCCUUGUUGUUUUUGUUUUCUCUUUAAUCUUUCCAUGUUUUUUAAACAUAUUUACAGAGUAAUAUAGGCAUGUUGCAAUAAUUGAUAUUAUGAAAGCUCUGCUGCUUGUCACAAGUUUUUACCUGACCUGUUUUUGCACAUGUGGCCAAAGGUGGUCACUUUACUCACAAGGAAUUAUUUUUCUGCAAGUGCAAAGCUUCAUGUGACAUAUCUGUUCAAUACCUCAUGAUACAACUACAUACUCAUAACAGACAGUAUUUUAUGAAACUCCACCAGGUUCUACCUCAUAGCUAAGAACCUAACAGGAACAGAAGUGUUUUCCGUUUAAAAAAACAAACAGUUUUGUUUUAGGAUCUAUGUGUUAUAUUUGCCAAACUCUAAGCAGAACAAUCCUCAGUCUCAACACAACGCCUUGAUACUGUAGACUAAUGUUCCUUGCUGGUUGUAUGAACUCUGGACCUUGUCCAUCAGUUCAUGGUCAACAAGGAUGUAAUGUGGUCGAAGAAAGGAUUUGCUAUAUUUAAGCAAUAAGACCCGAGGAGGUGUGGUAUAAGGUGAGUAUACCGCGGUUAAAUGCUCUUCUUACGCACGACGCAACGUGGAGUAUA